Pyrus x bretschneideri (Chinese white pear) is the source of this 902-nucleotide messenger RNA. Its product is annotated as trafficking protein particle complex subunit 1. Gene Ontology annotation, cellular component: TRAPP complex. The transcript is spliced from 3 exons. Lineage: Eukaryota; Viridiplantae; Streptophyta; Magnoliopsida; Rosales; Rosaceae. The record is from RefSeq and is a predicted model, not a curated record. Gene Ontology annotation, biological process: endoplasmic reticulum to Golgi vesicle-mediated transport. The coding region runs from base 79 to 588 and encodes 169 amino acids.
CGGAAAAUACGAUCAAUCAGUUUAUUGGAUUCCGAUUUCGAAAUUUGAAAUCCAGCGAAGCAGGAAUAUCACCAAGAAAUGCAAUUCUUCGGAGGAACGGAGAUAAGCCCGUCGCUGCCGGCGUCGACGGCGUCGGGGAACAACGGGCACAUGAUGUACGUAUUCAACCGCAACGGCGUCUGCCUGCUCUACCGCGAGUGGAAUCGGCCGCUCCAUACCCUGAACCAGCAGCAGGAUCACAAGCUGAUGUUCGGGCUCCUCUUCUCCCUCAAGUCCCUCACCGCCAAGAUGGACCCCACCACGCCGGACAAGGCCAACCUCGGCGUCCCUCAGCUCCCCGGCCAGGGCUGCUCCUUCCACAGCUUCCGCACCAACACCUACAAGCUCACUUUCAUGGAGUCCCCUUCUGGCAUUAAGAUUAUAUUGGUUACACAUCCUAGAACUGGUGACUUGAGGGAGUCUUUGAAGUACAUUUAUAACUUGUAUGUCGAGUAUGUUGUGAAGAACCCGCUCUACACUCCCGGAACUCCGAUCAGGUGUGAGCUAUUCAACACAACUCUUGACCAAUACGUCAGGAGCAUUUCAUAGAAGGAAAAGGGAAGUGCAUUGGAAAAUUUCACCUAUAUGUGUUGUGCUUGGAUACUAAAUCAUGUCUAGGCUUCUUUUCUGCCCACAUUUACUCUUACCCUGGACCGAAGCCAAUGUACAUUUGGGUUCAUUCAGAACGUAGGUUAUUGAAUCUACCAUGUAGAGGAUAUUUUCUGCAACUUGAUUCUAAAAGUUUUACAAUGAGAUAUGAGCGUACUUUUUCAUCGUGUGGACUUGAUGUGUUCAGUGUCAUCAUGUAGUGUCCUAUUUGGUUAUGACAAAUUGAUUUAAUGCUUGGAAGCAUGAUUUGUUAA